Messenger RNA from Ctenocephalides felis (cat flea), 393 nucleotides. Its product is annotated as tctex1 domain-containing protein 2-like. The transcript is spliced from 3 exons. The coding region runs from base 1 to 393 and encodes 130 amino acids. Gene Ontology annotation, biological process: microtubule-based movement. NCBI's taxonomy places the organism in Eukaryota, Metazoa, Arthropoda, Insecta, Siphonaptera, Pulicidae. The record is from RefSeq and is a predicted model, not a curated record. Gene Ontology annotation, molecular function: dynein intermediate chain binding. Gene Ontology annotation, cellular component: cytoplasm; cytoplasmic dynein complex.
AUGGCAGAUAAUGCGGAUGAUAUCGAAUCUGGAGAUGUCUCAGAUCAUACUGCUUCUGAGGAGCACUCAAGGACAAGUUUUAAUAUUCCAGCCAUCAGAGAACUUAUAAUAUCUAUUCUUCACAGUACUCUGGAUGGCCAAAUUUAUUUGCCACAUACUGCCAAAACAAUUACAAUAGAUCUGGCUAAUGCAAUAAAUAAUUCCAUUAAAGGCUUGCAGCAGAGCCGUUAUAAGCAUAUAGUACAGGUGGUUUUAGGCGAACAGAAAGGUGCAGGAGUGAAAACAGCCAUGCGAAGUUUGUGGGAUAUUGAAUGUGAUACAUAUGUAUCAGAAGAAUAUAAAAAUCCAUCAUUAUUUUGUUUAGUAGCUGUUUUUGGUAUCUAUUUCUACUGA